CAAUCGACUUCGACUGCAUUGCUUUUCUGUAAUCUCGAUGAGGGAAUUUUUAUUCUACCCCAAAGUUUUGUCUUUUCGGUCAGUAAGGUUCAUUUGAGCUUUUAAGAAUGGCAUUCGUCAGUAACCAUGAAUACAAUUUAAGAAAGCCGACUUGAUACAGCCAAAGUAGGUUUAGGACAUCGUUAACUGAGUCUGAAAUGGUUUCAUAAUUGCGACGUCAUAUUCAGGAAUAGAGGAAAAUCCCACUGUAUUUCGAAAUGUUGGAAAGAAGCAGCUUCGAUGAGCUUUUUCGAGAGGUAUCUAACAUUUGCUCCUUUCUUGGACUUCGGAAAAACUUCGUCCUCGACAAACUGGAGAAAAUAUCAUCUGAGGACCGCGACCAUCUAAGUCUUUGCGACUGGAUUGUGACUUUUGUACAAAAUAGCUUUGAAUCUGUCAGCUUAACCGAUAAACGUUCUCCCAGUGCGGAAUUGCUUGCCUCAUUUGGGUUUGAUCCUCGGAGUUCAGCCGCUGAAAUUAUCGUGGCGCGCGCACGGAAUACGCAACAUCAUGUCGAUUUGUGCGAAAUGGCAGAAAUUUUCAUCAGAGACCAGUUUAAGUAUAAAGUUUCUCCAUCGUCUGUGAAUUGUAUGUUCCCCUUGCGAAGCAAUAUAACAAAUACAUGGUUUCGGCUUUCUAUAUUUUCCUCUGAUGUUGAAAUCGUUGGAGGUUCAGAGUGCCACGUCGACCUAAUAAACCUUGUGACGACAGAAUCCCGCGCUUACAGUAUUUUGCGAACGGAACUCGGCAAUUUAUUGUCAAAAGACGAUCAAAAUGUUGUCCUAUUCCACGGCACAGAUCAUCAAAGCGCCUGCGACAUUUUAUUUCGUGGAAUAGAUUUGUGUCAAGGACGACAGAAGCGAGACUUCAGUUGUGGAUCAGGAUUUUAUUUGACUGACAGUUGCGAGGAAGCUCUGAACUGGGCAAAGAACACAACAACGAAACCAGCUUUGUUAGUUUUUCAAGUGAAUCGACAAGAGCACUCGACUGAUUCAGAAAAAUUGAAUUUGUUUAAAGAUGAACAGAGAUGGUGUGAAAUUGUGACUUCGUUUCGGUCUGGUGAAAAAACAGCGAGGACUCGAAAGAGUUUAGCCGCUUAUGACUUGAUCGAAGGUCCCGUGAGUACAAUGAAAACAAACGAAUCGACAGGGGAGUUAGUUUUCUCGCCAAAACCUUUAUCUUAUCAAAUGUGUUUAAUUUCUGAUUCCUGUGCGGACAUUUUUAGACGAACUCUUCACUCUAUUUUAUUUUUCGACAUUUGUUAAAAUUAAAAUAGUUUGAGAGGAGGGCAGAGCUUGAUUAACAAAAACAUGAUAGCUCCCUUCCUGUGUUAUGCUCUCACUAUAUUUAUAUAGUGAUGUUUGCAUUUUCCUGUUUUUACUUACUAAAGCCUUUUCGCGUCUCAUUUCUCAAUUUUGUUAUUUUGAGUGCAAUUUUCUAGAGGGCCUUUAGUUUAUUAGUUCACAUUGCUAUACGUGCACCCUCGUUAAAUAUUGUUAUCAUUAUAAUUACAGAAAAUUAUGUCUUU
Messenger RNA from Pocillopora verrucosa, 1567 nucleotides. Lineage: Eukaryota; Metazoa; Cnidaria; Anthozoa; Scleractinia; Pocilloporidae. The record is from RefSeq and is a predicted model, not a curated record.